AUGGCCGACACACUGCAAUCACUGGCCUACAGGGACUUUGAAAUCCUGCCGGGCCCUGCCUUGAGGCUGCUGGCUCCAGGAUACACAGAAACCCACUACAGCCCAGAUGGGCAGCCAGUAGUGCUGUUCCCCAACCACACGGAUCAUUGCCACUACCAUGGGCGUGUGAGGGGCGUCCUGGACUCCUGGGUAGUCCUCAGCAUCUGCUCUGGGAUGAGGGGCCUGAUCACACUCAGCAGCAAUGCCAGCUAUUAUGUGCAUCCUUGGCCAGCUGGGGACUCCAAAGACUUCUUGACCCACAAGAUCUUCCGGACGGAGCAGCUGCUCAGCUGGAAAGGGGCCUGUGGCUACAGGGACCCUGGGGACAAAAGGGACAUGGCCAGGCUUUCGUGUGCCACCCAGAUCAGGGAGAGGCGGGAGUCCUUGGGGAGCCCGAGGUACCUGGAGCUGUACAUAGUGGCGGAUCACACCCUGUUCUUGACCCAGCACCGGAACUUGAACCACACCAAACAGCGUCUUCUGGAGGUCGCCAGCUAUGUGGAUCAGAUUCUCAGGACUCUGGACAUUCAGGUGGCGCUGACCGGCCUGGAAGUGUGGACCGAGGAGGACCAGAUCCGCGUCACGCCAGACGCGAACGCCACGCUCUGGGCCUUCCUGCAGUGGCGCCAGGGACUGUGGGCACGGCAGCCACACGACUCGGCUCAGCUGCUCACGGGCCGCGCCUUCCAGGGCGCCACCGUGGGCCUGGCGCCGGUCGAGGGCAUGUGCCGCGCGGAGAGCUCUGGAGGCGUGAGCACCGACCACUCGGAGCUCCCCAUUGGUGCUGCUGCCACCAUGGCCCACGAGAUAGGCCACAGCCUCGGCCUCAGCCACGACCCCGACGGCUGCUGCGUGGAGGCAGCGGCGGAGCAGGGCGGCUGCGUGAUGGCCGCAGCUACCCGGCACCCGUUCCCGAGAGUGUUUAGCGCCUGCAGCCGCCGCCAGCUGCGCGCCUUCUUCAGCAAGGGAGGGGGCGCGUGCCUCUCCAACGCGCCGGACUCCGGGCUCCUAGUGCCCCGGACGCACUGCGGGAAUGGCUUCGUGGAAGAGGGCGAGGAGUGCGACUGCGGCGCCGGCCAGGAGUGCCCGGACUCCUGCUGCCAUGCCCACAACUGCUCGCUGCGUGCGGGGGCCCAAUGCACCCACGGGGACUGCUGCGCACACUGCUUGCUGAAGCCGGCGGGUGCGCCUUGCCGCCAGUCUGCGGGCGACUGUGACCUCCCUGAAUUCUGCACGGGCGCCUCCCCCUAUUGCCCCCCCGACAUUUACCGACUGGAUGGCUCGCCCUGCGCCAGAGGCCGCGGCUACUGCCGGGACGGCGCGUGUCCCACGCUGGAGCAUCAGUGCCAGCAGCUCUGGGGGCCUGGCUCCCGCCCAGCCCCGGAGGCUUGUUUCCAGGUUGUGAACUCUGCGGGAGACGCCCAUGGGAACUGCGGCCAGCAAAGCGACAGUAGCUUCGUGCCCUGUGCGCAGAGCGAUGUGCAGUGUGGGAAACUGCAGUGCCAGGGCGGGGAGCAGAGUGCACUGGCGCCACACAUGGUGCCGGUGGACUCCAUCGUACCCCUAGGCAGCCGCCAGGUGACCUGCAAGGGAGCCCUCGUGCUGCCCGGCACCCAGCUGGACCUGCCUGAUUUGGGCCUGGUAGAGUCAGGCACCCAGUGUGGACCUAGAAUGGUGUGCCAGGAAAGGCGCUGCCGGAACACUACCUUCCGAGAGCUGGAGCUCUGCCUGACCGCCUGCCAUGGUCGCGGGGUUUGCAAUAGUAACCGUAAUUGCCACUGUGCUCUGGGCUGGGCUCCGCCUUUCUGUGACAAGCCAGGGUUUGGUGGUAGUGUGGACAGCGGUCCUAUGCAGCCUGAAAACCAGGACACCUUCACGCUGGCGGUGAUCCUCAGUUUUCUGCUGCCUCUGCUCCCUGGGGCCAGCCUGGCCUGGUGCUGCUGCCGGCACCCGGAACUCCGUCUCCAACAAUGCCUUUGGGGCUCAAGGAGGGACCCCAUGUGCAGUGGGCCUUGAGAACUCUGUCAGAGCCCAACAGCCACCUUGAGAAGCCUGUGCCCCACAGCCCUGCUUGCACCCCCA
Molecule: messenger RNA, 2121 nt
Organism: Delphinapterus leucas (beluga whale)
Lineage: Eukaryota; Metazoa; Chordata; Mammalia; Artiodactyla; Monodontidae
Source: RefSeq, a predicted model, not a curated record